ACGACGCACAGUUCCCAAACAAUCCUCAGGAAAAAGCCACGUUGACGACUCCAGACUGGAGUUCCGUCCUCAAUUUGGGCCAGAACAAAGCGAGAAGAACCAAGUGUGAGCUCGAUUCGGCGUCAACGCACUUCGGCGCCUGAAACAUGUCGUCCCCACCGAAGGAAAAGAUCGAAACCAAGGGUGGACAUCUCCCUGCAGUGAAGGCCGGUGGUAUGAGGAUAGUGCAGAAGCACCAGCCAACUGCUAAUCCGGAGCCACCACCUAAAAACGAUGACGACGAAGAGGAGUAUGUGAGCAGUAGUCCACCCAAGGCCCCGGUGAUAGUGUCUGGAGUGAUUACCAAGGGCGAUAAGGACUUCACCCCAGCUGCUGCCCAGGUGGCGCACCAGAAGCCCCAGCCCGGCAUCCCCAAGCUGCCCCCCUCUCAGCACAUCAACCAGCACAUCCAUCAGCCCCGCAAGUGAGCUAGCGACGCUCUGGCCACACUAACUCCACCAGUCGGCCUUCCCAAUUGAACACGAUUUCCCGCUAGGCGUAGAUGUCCUAUGAUCGACCAGUCGUUUUUGGGUUUUUUGAUUAAUGUUGUAUGAUAUGGAAUUCAUCUCCAACAGAUGCCUAAUACCAGUAUGGCCAUUGCUUACCCCCAACUCUAUACCUGCCCUGCAUCGGUGCUGCACUGAUAUUGGUGCAUUUUUUGUUUUUUGUCUUAAGCUGUUAUAGAUGUCUAUCUUAUGAUUAAGAAUUAGCGGAUAACCAAUCACACAUAUAAGUCAGAGCAAUCACAUCAGGAUAUUCACUUAAUAAUGGCCACUGAAUCAACCAAGAAGGAAGCUCUUGUACAUAUUUGAUGGGGUUUAAAAAAAAAAGAAAAAAAAAAACCUGACAGCAAAUUAUCGAGGUUAUCUGUUUUUAAUAUAAUAGAAAAUCAAAUAAAACAUUUUCAUUUUGAAACAAAUAUAGAUAUAUUUUCAUACACAGGUUCAUCUUUAACACUAAUAAUCACUCUGACAGUACACCAACUAAUUGGUCGGGUCCUAAUUAGGGCUAGUAUCCUUUGAGCUGCAUUAUUUUUCAGCUUCCUAAAAUAAAACAUCAAAUGCUUAGUUGGCUGCUCAAUCUAACAGCAGGACCCAGAACAGAAAGUGGUAUUUGGUGUAUGUAAGAAUGGCUUUUGGCAUGGGACAUUUUGAUUUGGUAUGUGGCAUUUUUUUUUUUUUUUUUUUUUUUUGUUAUGUGGCAUAAUUGAUUUUGUUAUGUUGCAUUUUUAUGUGGUAUAUGGCGUUUUUUUAUACCAAAAAAUGCCAUAUACCAAAAUCCAUUUUGCCACAUACCAAAAAAUUCCACAUAUCAAAAGCCGUUUUGCCACAUACCAAAAAAACCCACAUACCAAAAUCCAUUUUUCCACCUAGCCCAAAAAAUGCCAUAUGCCAAAAUUCAUUUUGCCCUUUACCAAAUACCUCUUUUCAUUCUCGUUGUCUCUCCAGUAGGGCCAAGAACAAAUAGUGGUAUUUGGUUUAUGGCAAAAUGGCUUUUGGCGUGUGGUAAUUUUUUUUUUUUUUUUUUUUGGUAUGUGGCAAAAUGGAUUUUGGUAUAUAGCAUUUUUAUUUGGUAUAUGGCAUUUUUAUACAAAAAAAAUGCCAUAAAAUUAUAUAAUAUGUAUAUAUUGGCUUUUUUUUUUUCGAACAAAAAAUUCCAUAUACCAAAAUCCAUUUUGCCAGAUACCAAAAAAAAGCCACAUACCAAGAGCCAUUUUGCCACAUACCAAAAAAAUAAAUAACAUAAAAAUAAUGCUACACACCAAAAAAUGUCAUAGCAAAAUCCAUUUUGCCACAUACCCCAAAUAAUCCCAUAUGCCAAGUCAUUUUGCCCUUUAACAAAUACCACUUUUCGUUCUCGCUGUCUCUCCAGCAGGGCCAAAAACAAAAAGUGAUAUUUGGUAUAUGUCAAAAUGGCUUUUGGCCUGUGGCAAAAUUGGAUUUUACUAUAUUGCAUUUGGUAUGUGGCAAAAUGGAUUUUGCUACAUGGGAAUUUUUUGGUAUGUGGCAAAAUGGAAUUUGGUAUAUGGCAUUUUUAUUUGGUAUGUGCCAUUUUUUUGGUAUGUGGCAAAAUGGAACUUGGUGUGGCAUUUUUUUGGUAUGUGGCAAAAUGUAUUUUGGUGUAUGGCAUAUAUGGUAUGUGGCAUUUUUUUUUUUUUUUUUUUUUU
Messenger RNA from Corythoichthys intestinalis (scribbled pipefish), 2206 nucleotides. It is a transcript of the gene dap, whose product is annotated as death-associated protein. NCBI's taxonomy places the organism in Eukaryota, Metazoa, Chordata, Actinopteri, Syngnathiformes, Syngnathidae. Gene Ontology annotation, molecular function: death domain binding. The transcript has 4 exons. Gene Ontology annotation, biological process: cellular response to amino acid starvation; negative regulation of autophagy; apoptotic signaling pathway. The record is from RefSeq and is a predicted model, not a curated record. Bases 147 to 467 code for a protein of 106 amino acids.